CCAAGCUGAGCUGAUCACGACAAGCACUAGGAUCAGCCCCCCGAGCUAGCGACCACCAUGGCCAAGCUCGCCGCCGUCCUGACUCUCAUCGCCCUGCUCGCCUGCACGGCGCGUACCUGCCAAGCAGGCUACGGGUAUCCCAACCCGGUCCCGUCCACAGGUAGCCCUCCGCCGCCAUACGCCCCUAGCACACCUAGUCCUCCGCCGCCCACACAUGCAACACCUAGUCCACCACCGCCAUACACCCCGAGCACACCUAGCCCUCCACCGCCCACCCCAGCUACCCCAAGUCCUCCACCGCCAUACACCCCAAGCACGCCUAGUCCUCCACCACCCACCCCAGCUACCCCAAGUCCUCCGCCGCCAUACACUCCGACCACCCCUAGCCCACCACCGCCCACCCCUAGCCCACCUACCAAAGGACUCGCGGUCGGCUACUACAAGAAGUCAUGUCCUCGUGCUGAAGACAUCGUGAGGAAAGUUGUGAGCGACGCCAAUGCCGGUAUCAUGGCUGGACUCAUCCGUCUCUUCUUCCACGAUUGCUUCGUCAGGGGUUGUGAUGCCUCCGUGCUUCUCGAUCAAGUGGACCCCAAUAGCCCAACAGAGAAGUUUGGCAUCCCGAACCUGAGCUUGCGUGGCUUCGAGGUGAUCGAUGCCGCCAAGGACAGAAUCGAGAAGGAGUGUGGGAGCGACGUCGUCUCAUGCGCUGAUGUUGUGGCUUUCGCUGGGCGUGAUGCCACCUACUUCCUCAGCAACAAGAAGGUCUACUUCGACAUGCCAGCUGGCCGUUACGAUGGACUUGUUUCCUUCAGUAAUGAGACACUCCCCAACUUGCCACCACCCUUCGCCACUGUAGACCAGCUCAAGGCCAACUUCGCCUCUAAGGGGCUGACUGCCGACGAGAUGGUCACCCUCUCUGGUGCACACACCAUCGGAAUCUCCCAUUGCUCGUCCUUCAACUCAUCCUUCUCCGACCGCCUCAACCCAAGAACCUCCGACAUGGACCCCACGCUAAUGAGCUCUCUUCGGGAGCAAUGCAAGUCAGACACAGGAAGUGACAACACGGUGGUGCAGGACAUCAAGACACCUAACAAGGUCGAUAACAAGUACUACAAGAAUGUGCUUAGCCACGAGGUGCUCUUUGAUUCAGAUGCCGCGCUCAUGAAAGCAAAUGAUACAAGUGCAGCGGUGCGUGCUAAUGCCAAGGACAACGGUGUGUGGGAGGAGAAGUUCAAGGCAGCGAUGGUAAGGAUGGGCGCUAUCGACGUCAAGACCAAUGUCAAUGGUGAGAUCAGAAGGAAAUGUCGCGUCGUCAACUCGCACUAAACCUAUUGACCCAUUCACGCCAUCACAUGGUUUUAACGCUUGAGAUUGAGAAUAAGCUCACGAUUUAUUCGUAUGUCCAUUGAUGUUUAUUUUGUUUACCUCUUGUAAUGUUGUUUCUAAAUUUGUUUUUCCCUCUUGGUGUAUUUAUUCUUUCAUUUUAUUGUA
Hordeum vulgare subsp. vulgare (domesticated barley) is the source of this 1491-nucleotide messenger RNA. RefSeq names its product peroxidase 2-like. Lineage: Eukaryota; Viridiplantae; Streptophyta; Magnoliopsida; Poales; Poaceae. The record is from RefSeq and is a predicted model, not a curated record. The transcript is spliced from 2 exons. The coding region runs from base 58 to 1326 and encodes 422 amino acids. Gene Ontology annotation, molecular function: peroxidase activity; heme binding. Gene Ontology annotation, biological process: hydrogen peroxide catabolic process; response to oxidative stress. Gene Ontology annotation, cellular component: plant-type cell wall; plasmodesma.